GAGGGCAACGACGCGGGCGGCGCCGCCGGCGGGCCGCUGCUGCUGUGCCUGGCUUGCGGCAGCCCCGCGCUGAGAGCCUGCGACGUCGUAUCCACGAGCUACCGCAUCAUGUCCAGCCCCGCGUACCUCGCCGACCAGGCUUGGAACGUGCGCCUGGCCGCGGACAGCCACGACGCUGCCUACUCGAGCGGAGUGUACACGGUCCGUGACGUCACGUGCGCCGACUGCUCCGCCAGGCUGGGCAUCACAUACGUCAGCGCCGGCGUGGCGGAGAACGAUUUCAAGGUCGGGAAGUUCCUGCUGAGCCAGGACCAGCUGGCCCUCGUCGGCGGCGUGGCCGCCGGCCCGCAGCCGCCCUCCACCGCCGCCGUGCUCCACGCCGAGCUGCUGGAGCUCGCCCUCCACGGCGCCCCGUCGCUCAGCCGCGCCGCGCGCCGAGGCGCCGCCCGGGCCCCGCUGCCAGGCGCCGACGCGGGAGGCCUCGGCGGCGGCCGCGGGCGGCGCGGCGGAGACGUCCGGGGGGCGACGCCCGGGCGGCGCGCGGCGCUGGCGGCCGCGCGGCGAUUCGCGCGUUGCCUCUGGCUCGCGGGCUGA
This is a messenger RNA of Prorocentrum cordatum, 594 nucleotides long. The record is from the annotation of a GenBank genome assembly. NCBI's taxonomy places the organism in Eukaryota, Dinophyceae, Prorocentrales, Prorocentraceae.